UCCGGGGUCCGAGGGCCGGGCAGCGGCCCCGGCGGGCGGGGGGAGCGGGGCCCGGAGCCCGGGGGCGGGGCCGCAGCGGACCGGGCCGCCUCCUUCCCCUGACCUUGCGGCCGUGCGGAGGGAGGCGCCGAGAAGUGGGGGAAGCCCGGCCGCCUGAUGCCGUGAGCGGGAGGCUCCCGACAGGCCGCCGGCUCCUCACGGACCCACACCGCUACAGGACGGCGGCUCCGCCGAGUGAGAGAGCGGUGGGUUCACGAUGAGCGAGACCAUCAGCUGAAGAGGAGGAAAUAAUUCACCCAGCCGACUGCCUUGGGAGGGUUGCCUGCCACCAUGGGAGACGGUGGAACUUCGAACAUCGAGCAAUCACACAUGCAUUUUGACCGCUUCAUCCAGGCAACAACAUGCAAGGGCACUUUCAAAGGCUUCCAGGAGCUGUGCGAAACCCUGGGCAUCUCCAACCUCGACUUCCCCAACUUCUACACCAAGCUCAAGUCCAAACUCAAUUACUGGAAAGCAAAAGCACUCUUUGCAAAGCUAGACAAGCGGGGCAGUCACAAGGACUACAAGAAGAACACAGCCUGUGCCAAUACAAAGUGUCUGGUGAUCGGGGCUGGACCCUGCGGCCUACGCACGGCCAUCGAGCUAAUGUUCCUUGGAGCCAAAGUUAUCAUCGUGGAAAAGCGCGACACCUUCUCCAGGAACAACGUCCUGCACCUGUGGCCGUACACGAUUCAGGACCUCCGGAAUCUAGGGGCCAAGAAAAUCUACGGGAAGUUCUGUGCCGGGGCAAUUGACCACAUCAGUAUCCGCCAGCUCCAACUAGUCCUGCUGAAGAUUGCCUUGAUCCUGGGGACGGAAAUUCAUCUAAACGUGGAAUUCCGUGGGCUCCUACCACCCAGGGGCCAGAAAAACCCACAUCUAGGAUGGAGAGCAGACAUCAAUCCUCCAAGCAACAAAGUGGCACAGUUUGAGUUCGACGUUGUGGUUGGUGCUGAUGGGCGAAGGAACACACUGGAAGGAUUUCGGAGGAAGGAGUUCCGCGGGAAGCUCGCAAUCGCCAUCACUGCCAACUUCAUCAACCGCCACACGCGGGAGGAGGCCCAGGUCGAGGAGAUCAGUGGCGUGGCCUUCAUCUUCAACCAGAAGUUUUUCCAAGACCUGCGGGAAGCGACAGGUGUGGAUUUAGAAAACAUAGUUUACUACAAAGAUGAUACGCACUACUUCGUCAUGACUGCAAAGAAGCAAAGUUUACUGGAGAAAGGAGUGAUCCUGCAGGAUUUUCCAGACACAGAGAAGCUGCUUUCCCGGAAUAACGUCAAUCAAGACGCUCUUCUGAGCUAUGCAAGGGAGGCAGCCGACUUCUCGACCAAUCACUUGCUGCCACAGCUGGACUUUGCCAUGAACCAUUACGGCCAGCCUGACGUGGCCAUGUUUGAUUUCACAUGCAUGUACGCGUCGGAGAACGCCUCACUGGUGCGGGAGGAGAACGGGAAGCGGCUGCUGGUUAACCUGGUCGGAGACAGUCUGUUGGAGCCCUUCUGGCCCAUGGGAACUGGGAUCGCACGUGGAUUUCUGGCGGCGUUCGACGCAGCCUGGAUGGUGCGUUCUUGGGCACAGGGAACCCCCCCACUUAACGUGCUGGCGGAACGGGAGAGCAUUUACAGAUUACUGCCUCAGACCACGCCGCAGAACAUCAGCAAGGACUUCAACCUGUACAGCAUCGAUCCUGUCACCCGAUACCCCAAGGUCAAUAUCCAUGUUCUGGAUCCAAAUCAGGUACGGCAUUUGUACAUCACCGGCGAUCAGAAGAUCAUCCCCACGCCCGAACCUGCAGCAAGUUCAAGGUCGCCACGGAUGAAGCAAAGUGACUCCUUGGCGCGAUCGAACAAGCUGCUGGCCUGGUGCCAGAAGCAGACGCAGGGCUACAAGAACGUCAGCGUGGUCGACCUGACGAGGUCGUGGAAGAGCGGACUGGCGCUCUGCGCCAUCAUCCAUCGGUACCGGCCCGAUCUGAUAGACUUUCAGCAGCUGAAUGAGAAGAACGUGGAGAGCAACAACCAGCUGGCGUUCGACAUCGCCGAGCGGGAGUUUGGGAUUUCCCCCAUAAUGACGGGGAAGGAGAUGGCAUCAGUGGGUGAACCGGACAAACUCAGCAUGGUGAUGUACCUGCUGCAGUUCUACGAGAUGCUCAAGGACACCACUCCAGAGGAAUACCUCUUGGGAUUUCACGACAAGUCCAACAUUUCGGCUUCCACAAAAUCGCCCAUCUCUUUCUUCAGCAGGCUGGGACAGAACAUCACUCGCAAGCGAGGACCAAGGGAGGAACGAGACCCACACCAGAGGGGAAAUGUCAAGACCAUAGCCGACAAGCUCCUGUCCAAGUCUGAGGAUAACGUUGGACUGAAGAGACAGCGGCCAAACCUCUCAUCGCAAGAGCAUCCCUACAGCAGGCAAAGGGAUGCAAUGCAACUUGCUGCUGUUCCUCACUGGAAGCAGAGAAGAGACGUGCAGCAAUUGCGAGUUUGUCCCAGGACGAUUGUAAUGCUCCCCUGGCCGGUUCCUGGCCCAUUACGUUGCGGACAGCAAUCAAUAAAGCAGAAGGAGUUCCCCGCAGAGUUUGGAGGCAGCGACGUUUGCUAUUUCUGUGGCAAGCGGGUCUACGUGAUGGAGCGACUGAGCGCAGAAGGGAAGUUCUUCCACCGCGGCUGCUUCAAGUGUGACUACUGCGGCGAGACCCUCCGGCUCUCCACCUACGCCUACAACCCAGAGAACGGGAAGUUCUACUGUAAGCCUCAUUACCGGUUGGCAGGUCGGGAGGCCAGGAAGAGGCCGGCAACUCCUCCAGCAAGUGCCCAGGAGAAGGUGUUCGCACCUCCGCUGCCCACCAUGAGCCCAGCCGGACAGCCUGGCCCCAAGGAGCAGCAGUACGUCGAGGGAGCCACAGAUCCCUGGAAGGCGAAGCGGCUGCGCGGCACUCCUGAGAGGAUCGAGCUGGAGAAUAUCCGUCUGUCCCUGGAGCGGGAAGAGGAUCUGCAGGAGGUGCCGGAGGAGACGCUCGCAGAGCACAACCUGAGCAGCGCUUUGCACCAAUCCAGCCAGGAGCCCGGCAGCAGUUGCAGCAGCUCUGAGUAUGAAAUGGAGGAGGAGGAGGAAGACGAGGAGGAGGACGAGGAGGAGAAGGAGGGUGAGGAAGAUGUGCUGGCUCCCUCAGUGGACGGUCUUCCGUGGGGAAAAGCUGCAGCAAUCCAUCAGUUACUGAAGGACAAUCCAGAGGAAGACACGGAAGCAGACUCCGAGGAUGAGAAACAAUCAGAAUCAAGUUACGAGGGCGAGUACUGUCCCUGGGAGAAGGAGCUCCAGUUGGGGCUCUGGGUGCAUCAACUGUCUGAGGAAGAGGACAACCAUGUGUUCAGAGCUUCGAGCCUGAGGGUACGACAGAUCGUCAGCCCCAUUGAUCCGCUGGAGAUCAAGGCGGACGUUCACUGGACACACAUCACGGGCCAUGGAGCGGCUGAGACGCCGGUCGCCCCAGCCGCAGAAGCCUCUGACGUUCCCCCAUUUCGGAAUGAAGCUGUUCGAGCAUGGUUGGACUCCCUGUCUGGAGAAAAGCAGAUGAACGUGGAGUUGAGCCCAGAUGAAGAGGAGGAUGAGGAGAAGGAUGAGAACGAUUCAUCGCUGGAGGAUGAUAUUGCAUCUGAUGCAGAGGCGGAGAACCAUUUGGUUUCAUACACGCACGAGCUGGAGCAAUUAGUGCGAGAGAAGGAAGAGGCCUGCGGUGAGGUUAGAAGUCCAGAUGGAUACAUACCAACAUACCAAGUGCUUUCAAGGAGUAGCACAAAUCCUCAGAUACCUGCUGUCAACUCGAGGAGAGAUCAACCAGAGGUCAAUGAACUCAACUCCUCUGUGAAACCGUAUUGCUCCGAAAGGAGAGCUGAACCGCUGCCAGACAAUCCCGGCUCACUCCCCGACCUCUCUCCAGUCCGACUGCAGCCCCUGUCCUUGCCGGUGAUGCCUUCACCCUGCUCGCCAGUGAGAUCUCAGCCAGCAGCCGCCCCUCCGGCCCAGAGUGCAGCCAUCUGCUGCCAGCCGCUAACAUCUCCCAGCGCCGCCAGCCCCAUCGCCGUGCAGUCCCCGGUGAAAUCCCAGCCGGUACCCACUGUCCUAACGUCCACUCCCGUAAAUGAGGCCAGCAGGGACGGGGAGAGGAAGGCAGCCAGCCCUGCCCCUGCGCAGGGGGGAGAGAAGCCAGCCAGGCAGGAUCCGGUGGGUGAGUUCUGGCUGAGCAGCACCGAGAUGAGGAGGAGUCUCGGAGUCGGUGCCCUGGAGCGGGCCAGUGGCUCAGAGACCAGCUUCACGCUGUCCACCACCGGCUCCGCCUCACCUCAGUCCUUCACGCCGGAGGAGAUGUUUGACGAGCACUCGGCCACCCCUCCGCCGCCCUCGGGGGUGCCCACGGCCGAGGAGCCGCCUCCCACCCCAAGCCCGUCCGCCGCGCCCGACCCCAAGAGCUCCAGGGACCUGAGCAGCACCUCCGGGCUGGGCCUGAACGGCAGCCUCAGCAACACCCGCACGGCUGCCAGCGAGAGCCUCAACGACUCGGAGGCCAUGCUGACUCCUCCCUCCAGCCCACCCCCACCGCCCCCCGCUGGCGAGGAGCCCGCCACCCUGCGCCGCCAGAAGCCCCGGGUGCCCGAGGAGCACCCGGCCGAGCGCGGCCCUGCCCUGCCGCCCGCCCAGCGGGCGUCAAGCGUGAGGAAGUCACUGGCCGAGAGCAUCGACGAGAUCCCCUUUGCCGAUGACGUGGAGGACACCUACGACGAUGGGACCCCCGAGGCCAGCCUGCAGGAGCGGCCCUACACCCCGGCCAAGCGGGAGGAGAAGCCCAGCAGGCUGCCCCUCACCCAGGCCGGGGACACGCCGCCCGUGAGCGGGAAGCAGCAGCAGCGGCGCCUGCCACUGACCCAGAUCUCCCCUGAGGCCAAGGAGGUGGCCAAGGAGAGGAUGAGGGCCCGGGAGAAGUCGGUCAAGAGCCAGGCCCUGCGCGACGCCAUGGCCGAGGAGCUGAGGAAGAUGAGAGAAAUGGAGGCGGUGGGAGGGUCUCCCGCCCGUGAGCCGAGCAGCCCGCCCUCCACCGCCGGCUUGGCCAAUGGUCACAGGGCCCAGCAGCAGCAGGAGGCGGCGGCAGAGCGGUGGCCGUGCCCGGUGCCGGCGCCCACACCGGCUCACAGCCACGAGGGCUCGGCAGCCUCCUCCUCCGACGGCUCAGCCAGCAAGAGCAAGAAGAGAUCCUCGCUGUUCUCGCCUCGGAAGAGCAAGAAGGAGAAGAAGUCGAAGACGGAGGGCAGCCUGAGCGAGGAGAUGGCCAAGCCCAGGUCCAUCUGGAGGUCUGUCUUCUCCAGUUACAGGAAGGACAGGAAGAAGAAGGAGGAGAAGGCCUGCCCCGGCUCGCCAUCCGGCAGCAACACCGUCAACUCUGGCACCAAACGCACUGACAUCUUGCGCACCGCAGUCGAACUCCAACUCCGUCAACACCUGAGUUUGUCGGAGGACUCGGACUUGUCCAGUGACGACAUACUUGAUAGGACCUCACAGCGCUCCAGGCGAGAGAAGCCCUACACUGAGGAGGAACUCAACUCUAAGCUGACUCGGAGGGUGCAAAAGGCAGCUCGGAGACAGGCCAAGCAGGAAGAACUGAAGAGGCUACACAGAGCACAGAUCAUUCAGCGGCAGCUGGAGCAGGUGGAGGAGAAGCAGCGGCAGCUGGAGGAGAGGGGGGUGGCCGUGGAGAAGGCUCUCCGGGGAGAAGCAGACUAUUGGGGAGAGUCUAGUUACAGUGAAAUCCUCGACUUGCAUCUGGGUGUUGAGACCCUUGUUGGAGCUUCGCGGCGAAGACCUCUUUCCUUCUGCCACUGCUGUGCCCACGACAGAGGAAUGGGCAAGAAAGAUGACCCUCGCCUGAUGCAGGAAUGGUUUAAACUGGUGCAGGAGAAGAACAGCCUGGUACGCUAUGAGUCAGAGCUGAUGAUCUUUGCCCGUGAGCUGGAGCUGGAAGAUUGUCAGAGCAGGUUACAGCAGGAGCUCCGGGAACGCAUGGCCAUUGAUGACAAUCUGAAGAACAGCGAGGAGCUGUUGGAGGAGAAGCGGAUCCUGAACGAGAUGCUGGACGUGGUGGAGCAGCGAGACGCGCUGGUGGCGCUGCUGGAGGAGCAGCGGCUUCGGGAGAAGGAGGAGGACAAGGACUUGGAGGCCGUGAUGCUGACCAAGAGCUACAACUUGAACUGGUCGUAGACAGUCCACCUAUAGCUGCAGACACAGAAACCUGGGCACAGCAUCAACAGCAGCCAGAAGGGGAGGCAAGAGAUUGUCCUGCAAGUAGCUGGUAGAGCAGACUCCUGCUGUCUUUCUCCCAGUGUGGUGGACACUGCAGAAUAGUGGUUGCGCUGCAUGCCCACGUGUCAGCCACGCACAUGAUCCCACCUGACCUGAGGGCAACUUCUGCCGAUCCCCCUCAGAUAUUGGCCAGCUUUAGAAUACCCUGGACAGUAAUGGAUAGGAGUUCAAGAGGAGUGUGCACGAGUUAGGGGCCGUUAGCUCAUUUCAACACAUUCGUAAGAACUAAUUAUUUCUGGCAAGGGAACUGUAGAACUGAUGAGCACAGGACCUCAAGUGGACCCUCCAGUAAGUAUAAGCCCUGCUCACUCCACAAAUUCUCCCUUCAUGCGAGGCAGUGAUAAUAUUCUGCGCCCUGAGAUGGAGGCAUGGUUUUCCCCUUCUCCAUCCUCCAGUCCAGUGGCGCCACUGCCAACUCCAAGUCCGCCUGGAGGUGUCAUCAGGGGUCCUUUGCAGCUUCUUGCCACUGAUCUCGGAGCUUGAAGUGCUGAACCCAGAGUGACCCCUCUUCCCUCUGUUGCUGUAGGCAGCAGUUACCUUUUCUCUCUGGGGAGGUUGGGCUGUGUGUGAUAGAACAGAAAACCAUCUAAAUGCCACACCACGAGCAAAAUGAGAUGGAAACCACAAAUGGUGGUGCAUUUAAAAGAGUCCAGGGACUUCCUACCAUUUAAAAAGCACACGGCAGCUCAUUCCUCGUCUCACCUUUUCACUUACGUUCUACCCUGUCCAACUCAUCACUGGUUCACUUAAACAUUGUACUCCCUGAAACUCCUCAUCGCCUCUCUCACACAUACCAGUCCAACAAACACGUUAUAGCCCACUCCAAUAGGGGAUUCAGAAGAAAUCCCAACAAUACCCAGAAGCGUGGAACUCUGUACUGUGGGGUAGUUGAAGGAAAUGGUACAGUGACAUUUAAUGGAUAGGCAUUUCGGGGAGAAGGGGAUAGAGAGUCACCCUGAUUGAUUUGGGCAAGUAUAGAUGAAUGGGGCGGAGCAAAGUGACAGCAUGGAUAGUUGGUAUUGGUUUAUUAUUGUCACAUGUACCGAGAUACAGUGAAAAGCUUUUGUUUGUGCGCCAUCCAGCCAGAUCAUUCCGUACGUAAUUACAUCGAGGUAGUUAAAAGGAAAACGGAAUGCAGAAUAUAGUGUUACAGAGAAAAUGCAGUGCGAGUAGACAAAUAAGGUGCAAGGGCCACGACGAGUUAGAUUGGGAGAUCAAGAGAUCAUCUUUUAGCGCAUGAGAGGUUCAUUCAAAAGUCUGAUUAACAGUGAGAUAGAGGCUGUCCUUGAGCAAUGUAGUACAUGGUCUCAAGUUUUUGUAUCUUCUGCCUGACAGGAGAGAGGCCUAUUUCUGUGCCAUGUAUCCAAAGUAAAGCUCUCAUCACUACACUCAGAGAGACACAAGCACACACACCUACCCGUCACUGCACAUUCACACAAUCUUCCCAACCUGACCCCUAUUCCUUCAUAUACCUACAUGUUCAAGCACCCAUCCCCGUCCAUUGCCACAUCACCAUCACACGUUGUAUUCAUACACUCCCAUCGGCAGUGCGGGAAUUAAUUUAAAAGCUGCCUUUCCUCUAAUGUGGCCAGAACUGUACACAGUAUUGUAACUGUGGCCUAGCUAGCAUUUUAUACAGUUCUUGCAUGACCUCUCUGCUCUUAUAUUCUGUGCUUCAACUAAUAAAAGCAAGUAUCCCAAAUAUCUUUAUUGACCAUCAGCUGCCUACUCUGGGACAUUCAGAUCCUACGGCACAUGCACUCCAAAGCCUCUGCUGGCCCACAUUUCCAGUGUCCCACCCUUUUGUUGUGUCUGCCCUCCCCAGAUGCAUGACGUUACCCAUCUGCACAUUACAUGUCUGUCUGACCAGCCUGUUGAUCAUUUUGCAGGCUAUGGCUUUCUUCCACGGUUAGCCACGUGGCCAAUUUUUGCAUUGCCUGCAACCUAUUUAUCAUAGCUCCCAGAGUUAACGUACACUGUGAAAAGCCAACUUUGAACACUUUUAGAACCCCUCCUCAAACAGCCUUCCUGUCACCACUGAUCAAUACCCUUCGCUGUCUCCCACAGAGCAGAAGAGCCAAUUGGUACUCCCCUUGAAUCCCAUAGACUUUUUACUUGCUUGCCAUGGGAUAGGACCUUGUCAGAGGUCUUACUGAAGUCCAUGUAUGCUACUUUAGAUGCCCUCAUCAACCCUCCUUGAUACCUCCUCAAAAAAAAACUAAUUUGUCCAUACUCAACCUUCCCUGUCAAAUCCAUGUUGACUGUUCUUGAUUAAUCCAUGAUAACUAAUAACUUCCCCUCAGGCUGACCGACCUGUAACAACUCGCUCUCGACCCUGCUCCCUUUCUCAAAACCGAGACCACCUUGGCAGACUUUCAGUCCUUCGACAGCCUCUGAAAAUGUUUACACGUCAACCAGUUCCUCCCUCCUUGGGCACCGGCUGCGCUCCAUUCAACUCCCAACCCUUGGAAGAGGCUCACUUGAUCCUCCAACUCACUCCAAUCACAUUGACAACACUCCCUCGUCCCCAGACACCAGAUCCUGCCUCCACAUUCCAAUUUUAAUCUUCAUUCUCGUAAAUCAAUGGACUAUUAAAGUCAUAGACUUUUCUGCCUCCCCUCAUAUCACUGCCUACCCUUCCCUCCGCCCAUUGUUUCCCUGUGCACGCUCUUCCAGCCAUUCUGCAUUUCUCCCACCACAGUCCUGAAUGCUAAUAUACAACAUGCCCUGCUGCUGCCCGCUAUUCCAGCCCUGAUCUCUGUCCCUUUACACUGCUUCAUUUUACUAUUCCUGCUCAGGAUAUAGACAGCACCAGUCAUUACUCAUCCCUCGUUGCUCUGGAGAAGGUGCAGCAAGUCCACUUUCCAUUGAAGGAACUCCCAUGGUGCUAUUAGGAGGGAAUUCCAAAACAUUGAUCCAGCAGCAAUACCAUUCCAAGUCUGGAUGUGACCUGCAGAGAGGCCGAGUGCGUGUAAGCCCUGAUCCCCUCAGCUUUCUUGCAAUGCGGGACAUAAUUGGGCUGGUAGUAUCCCCAUGCAUCUGCUGCCCAUUCUAGAGGUCAUGGGUUUAGGCACUUCUGGCACAGAAGCUUUGGUAAGGAACUGCUGUGCAUUUCGAUGCUAUACAUGUCUCAACAUACUGGAGGACAGCCAGUAAUUUAAACUAACAAACAAGCGGACUUUAUUGCUCUGGUGGUGGGGUGAAUGAAUGUUUAAGGUGGUGGAUGAGGAGCCAGUCAAGCUUUGACCUGAAUGUUGUCGAAUUUGGAACUGCACUCCUCCAGGCAGGUGGACAGUGUUCCAUCCCACUCCUCCCAGCAGAUGGAGAAGUCAGGAAGUGAACCAUUCCCAGCCUCUGACCUGCUCCUCUCACAGACACGAUAUUCACGUAUGUGGUCCUGUUAAAUUUCUGGUCAGUGGUGACGCCCAGGGUGUUGCUAGCGGAGGAUUCAACAAUGGUAAUGCUACAAAGUGUGAAGAGGAGGUGGCUGGAGCCUCACCUGUUAGAUAAAAUCAUUGCCUGGCACUUGUGAGGUGCAAAUGUUACUUGGCACGUACCAGCGUGUGUCUGAGUAUCGUCCAGGUCUUGCUGCAUGUGGACAUGGAUUGCUUCGUUACCUAAACAAAUAGAACUGAGCACUGUGUGCAUGGUUUCUGCAUAAGUGUGUGUGUGUGUGUGUGUGUGUGUGUGUGUGUGUGUGUGUGUGUGUGUGUGUCUGGGUGCGUGUGUACUUCAUUGUGUCUCAGCACUCUUUCGAUGCGGUCAGGGUUACAACAGUGUUGAACCUGUGGUUUAACACAGUAUUAUGUACAGAUGAGUGUGUGCGCGCGUGUGUACUGCUGCACAGGGGUGUGCAAAUAUAUUUAAGAAUGAAAUCCUGUGGAAUGCAGAGGAAUGUAAUUACAAAGGUCAGGGUUGAAGGUUGUGUCUGUGAUUCUUGUGGCUACGCUCAAACUGGAGUCUAAAUCAGAUGGAGAAUAAGGGUAGCCCAGGGACGGGAUAGAAGGCCCUGCCUACUGACAGCCUCUCUGGGAGAGGAUUUAUAGGCCUGGUCGGUCUAUGAAUCAGAUCAGUUCCCAAUGGGAACGUGACAAAAUGUGACUGUACAGGGUGCUUUAUACAUUUAAAAUACAUUCAGUUUUGCAUGCUGUGCCCUCGCUGAGACUGAUUUGCCAGCUCAGGCCCGCUCCUGAAGUGAGUCACAGCACAUGUUGUACAGCACAUGUUAAAAUUAUUAAAAUAUUUUGAAAUAUCAAACUAGUAACACUGAAAGCACUCAAUUCCCAGCUAUCACAGAGUCAUGCAGCACAGAAACAGGCCCUUCAGCCCAUCGAGUCUGGGGCUGACUACCCAUUUCACUUAAUCACACUUUUUAAUUCUCCCCACAUUCCCAUCAACUCCUCCAGAUCGUGUACCACUCACCUGAACACUCGGGGUAAUUUACAGUGGCCCAUUAACCCACCACCCUGAACGUUCUUUGGGACAUGGCGGGAAGCCGGAGCACCCAGCGGAAACUCGCGCGGUCACAGGGAGAACGUGCAAACUCCACACCGACAGUAGCCGAGGUCAGGAUUGAACCCGGGUCUCUGGCGUUGUGAGGCAGCGGCUGUACUGGCUGCACCACUGCUCCACCCCUCUAUUUACACUUUUAAAUAACUUUUUAAAAUGCAUUAUUAAAAAUAUAUAACUUCCUUUACCACAGCUUUACAAUCCCUCUCGCACUCCAUGUGAGUGUCGGUUGCCCAGCGUAAAUACUGGGACAAAGCUCCAGCAGGUGUUGCUGAGCAAGUUCAGAACCUCCACACAUCACUACACAGGGUCCAGGAUUCCCAGCCGUGCUGCCGUUCACUGGGAGAAGCCGUGGAACUCCAGCCAGUCGGCCCCCACAGCCAUUGCUGUGGGCACAUCUGGCAGUGAUGUCUAGGUGAGGAUUUUGACUAGUACAAAGGGGUGGUGUUCGUAGGCACAAGGCCAUGUACCUGCGAUCGCAGAACCUGUCGUUACCCUGCAGGCACGCUCACUGUGCUAGUGUUACCCAGGGAUAGCCUCCCAUCGAUAGCUGUCUGUUUUGUCUAUCUGUCUCUCUCUCUCUAUCACUACCCCUCCCUCCCUCUCACACUGCCAUACUGUAUAUACUAUCACUCUGAAACCACUCAAUCCUACUCUGUACUUUCUGCCUACUUUCCCUCAAUCCCACAUUGUCUUUAAAUCCACCCCCAUUCCGUGUGCUCACUCUUUCUAAGCCCCCUCAAUCUCGUUACUCUCUACCCAUCGCUCGAUCCUCUCCUCACACUGUACUCUCCAGUUCUUGCCAAUUCUGCGUUGUACUCUCUUUAACCCCACUGCAUUCUGCACUGUACUCUCUCUCUCAACAUCCUCAACCCCUACUCAGAGUGUACCGCUCCCAACAGGAGUGGGUCAUUAUCUUGCCCCUCUGUAUUUGUUACAUGCAGGCUCCCUCUGAAAGACUCCAGUUUGCAGUGUUUAAGGGAUUACAGUGUAGAAUUUACUCCACAGACUGUAAAUAUGCCACUGACUAUUCUGUGACAGGCUACAUACUGUGAUGUGCUUUGGUAUCAUUUGCACUCACUUGGAUAAUAAUUAUCGUUCUUGAUGUGUGAUGG
This is a messenger RNA of Pristis pectinata (smalltooth sawfish), 12014 nucleotides long. It is a transcript of the gene mical3a, whose product is annotated as microtubule associated monooxygenase, calponin and LIM domain containing 3a. The coding region runs from base 331 to 6288 and encodes 1985 amino acids. The transcript is spliced from 37 exons. Gene Ontology annotation, molecular function: FAD binding; protein binding. NCBI's taxonomy places the organism in Eukaryota, Metazoa, Chordata, Chondrichthyes, Rhinopristiformes, Pristidae. The record is from RefSeq and is a predicted model, not a curated record.